This is a messenger RNA of Lichtheimia ornata, 633 nucleotides long. Its product is annotated as DNA-directed RNA polymerase. Gene Ontology annotation, molecular function: DNA binding; DNA-directed RNA polymerase activity. The record is from RefSeq and is a predicted model, not a curated record. NCBI's taxonomy places the organism in Eukaryota, Fungi, Mucoromycota, Mucoromycetes, Mucorales, Lichtheimiaceae. Gene Ontology annotation, cellular component: RNA polymerase III complex. Gene Ontology annotation, biological process: DNA-templated transcription; transcription initiation at RNA polymerase III promoter. Bases 1 to 633 code for a protein of 210 amino acids. The transcript is spliced from 6 exons.
AUGUUUCUCGUCGCCGAGCUCGAAGACACGGUCAAGAUUGAACCCAAACACUUUGACAAAUCCGACAAUGAGGCCAUUACUGCUGUUCUAAACCAAAAGUUUGCAAACAAGGUCAUUCCCGAUGUAGGUCUCUGCGUUUGUGUACACGACAUUCUCGAAGCUAGUCCGGGAGCGAUUCUCCAUGGCGACGGUUGCAGCUAUAUAAAAACUACAUUUCGUCUCGUGAUAUUCCGUCCUUUUGUUGGUGAGGUGAUCACAGGUCGUGUAAAGAGUUGUUCUUCUUCUGGUGUUAGAGUGACAUUGGGCUUUUUCGAUGAUAUCCAUAUCCCUGCACCAGCAUUGCAACCUGGAUCUGAAUUUGACCCUGCUGAACAACUUUGGGUAUGGAACUACGAAGGCGAAAAGCUAUACAUGGAUUUGGAUGAACCAAUUCGCAUUCGCGUAUUACGUGAAGUAUUCACCGACAAGACUCCAACACCUGCUACAGCUGCAUCCACAGGUCGUCGUCAAUCAGCAGCAGACGCAUCGGCCACUGCUGAUCUUCAAGCCAACUCAGCAAAGAUACCACCCUAUGCAUUGACUUGCACGAUACAAGAAGACGGUCUUGGCUUGCUGUCGUGGUGGGGUGCAUAA